Molecule: messenger RNA, 393 nt
Organism: Puccinia triticina
Lineage: Eukaryota; Fungi; Basidiomycota; Pucciniomycetes; Pucciniales; Pucciniaceae
Exons: 2
Coding region: 1-393 (130 amino acids)
Source: RefSeq, a predicted model, not a curated record
AUGUUGACAGGGCUCUGUGUACAUCUGGAAUCCGGCAGCAUCCGGCCGGGUGGAAAUAGAACACGACUCGCCGAGCACAACAGCGCCGAAAUCUUCCCGGAAAAUUUCGCCAAACUAAGUGGUUUCGUUUUAAAUCAACCCAAGCUAAUCACAAUGUUCAACUCGAUCGCAGCAGCGACCUCAGCGGUGAAAGUGGCGGCUGGCUUGGCGACAGGCGACUCGGGCACACAAGCCGACGGAGGGGCAGGUAUCGCAAGGGAUCGUAGGGACUCAGGACGAGUCGGAAGCGCCGGCAGCGCCAGAAGAAGAACAACCUGGAGAAGGGGCUGCGGACGAACCAAUAACGGUCCCGCCAAAGAAACCGAAAAAGGUAACCGUGAAAGCAGCCACUAG